This is a messenger RNA of Dictyostelium discoideum AX4, 633 nucleotides long. RefSeq lists its product as hypothetical. Lineage: Eukaryota; Evosea; Eumycetozoa; Dictyosteliales; Dictyosteliaceae. The transcript has a single exon. The coding region runs from base 1 to 633 and encodes 210 amino acids. The record is from RefSeq and is a predicted model, not a curated record.
AUGGAACACGUAUAUUCACAUUAUGAAUCAGAUUUAUCAGAUGUAUUUAAUUCAAUUGAAGAUAAUUUAUCACAAUUAGAAUUUAAUCAAACUAAUCCAGGUGGAAUAAGUACUGAUCAAAUAUUGGUUUAUGUUAAUCAAGCAACAAACUAUAUUGAAGAAGCAGAAGAAAUCACUCAACAAUUGGAAUUUUCAUCACAAAAUUCUGGUGAAAUCUCUCAACUUAGACCGAAAAUUACAAAUUACAAUUCACAAAUUCAAGAAUACAUUAAAAGGUUAGAGAAAGUAACUGGUGAAAAGAAACAAAAAAGUUUAGCUUCAAAUUCUGUAUUGGAUAUCGGUUUAAAUCAUAACCAAAUUCAACAACAACAUCAACAGCAACAAAAGAAAAUUAGAUUUGAUGAUAUUCAUAUCAAUGCAAAAGAGGAUUUAGAUGAUUAUGAAGAAGAGGAAGAUUUAAAUGAUCUAAGAUCAACAAAAUAUAAAACUCCAUCUGAAAAAUUUAAAAUCUUUAUGAAAUAUCAUGCUAUCAAAGUAAUUGUAAUCGUUAUUUUAGCAAUGACUAUAGCUUUAAUUGCUGGUUAUGUAUUUCAUAAAGCUUCAAAAUCAAAUCCUGAAAAUCCAGUUCGUUAA